AUGGGUGCUCCAACAAAAGAGACGGCAGCAGAAAAUGCUGCAACAGACAAUUUGGAAACAAAUAAAGGCACUGAUAUGGUAACUUUAAAAACAAUAAAAAGCAACAAAACACUAAAACGAACCACAGUUCAUCGUAUAGCUCUCGGAGACAUCACGCCUAAUAACUUGGGUCAGUUAAAGAAAUUAAACACGGUUCUCUUCCCUGUUCAAUACAGCGAAAAAUUUUAUAAAGAUGUUUUGGAAGUUGGUGAAUUCGCUAGAUUUGCAUAUUUCAAUGAUUGUUGUGUUGGAGCGGUUUGUUGUCGUAAAGAACCAUUAAAGGAGGUAAAUCAAGGGAUACCUUCCGAUCAAGCAAAACUUUAUAUCAUGACGUUGGGAGUUUUAGCACCUUAUC
Funneliformis caledonium is the source of this 394-nucleotide messenger RNA. Lineage: Eukaryota; Fungi; Glomeromycota; Glomeromycetes; Glomerales; Glomeraceae. The record is from the annotation of a GenBank genome assembly.